GUCGCGCAGAUGUUCGCAGCACGUAUUGCUUUAGGUUUCCUUCCAACAUCAUUUGCACGAACAAGAGAUCGUUUUGUUUCGAAUUCUAUUCGUUAUUCAUCUACCUUCAAGUAUUCCGAUCUGAUUACUAAUACUACUACAAACAGAAAGCCAAUUCCCGAAAAUCCACCAAAGUUUGGAUCCAGUUUCACAGAUCACAUGCUGUUUAUUAACUGGAAUAAGGAUUCAGGCUGGUCCCCUCCUGAAAUAUGUGAAUGUAAAGAGUUUCCUAUUCACCCUGGUUCCAAGGUUCUGCACUAUUCCAUUGAAGCUUUUGAAGGUAUGAAGGCUAUGCUCUCAAAAGAUGGAAAGCUGAAAAUGUUUCGUCCUGACAAGCACUGUAAUCGUCUGCUCGACUCCACUAAGGCUCUAUGUCUUCCAGAAUUCGAUCCUGGGGAGUUACUCAAGUGCAUGAAAGCACUGUUAAGGAUAGAUCAGUCAUGGGCUCCAAAAGGCAUAGGGACUGCACUUUAUAUGCGACCAUUAAUAAUUGGGACUGAGCCAUCAAUCCAACUGGAUAUAAGCUCAGAAGCCAAGCUGAUAGUAAUGCUUUCUCCCGUUGGUGAAUAUUAUGCUGGGGAAAAGAAGGGAAUUUCAUUGUAUGCUGAUCCUGAAUUUGUUCGUUCUUGGCCUGGUGGGUAUGGAGCUUAUAAAGUUGGUUCAAAUUAUGGACCAACGCUUAGAGUUCAGAAUAUAGCCAAGGAAAAAGGAUGUGAAAACAAUCUCUGGCUUUGUGGUGCAGAAGAGAAUAUUGCAGAAGCUGGAACAAUGAAUAUUUUUAUUUACUGGACUGAUGAGGCUGGAAGAAAUAUUUUGUCUACACCGAGGUUAAGCGGGAUACUUUUACCAGGAGUCACACGCUUGAGUAUUUUGGAAUUAGCAAGAGCUUCAGAUAAACUUAGAGUUGAAGAAAGAAGAAUCACUAUAAAAGAAGUUAUCAGAGCAAUUGAAGAGAAACGAAUGCUUGGCAUGUUUGGAACAGGAACAGCCUGUUUUAUUAUGCCUAUAAAUAGUAUCCUUUACAGGGAUAAGCAUUAUGAGAUACCAAAUAAUGCAUGUGAAAGAGGACUAGUUAACUGGCUUAGAAGAAAAAUGACAGAUAUACAUGUGAGUUGUAUGAAUUAUUAA
Molecule: messenger RNA, 1167 nt
Organism: Trichobilharzia szidati
Lineage: Eukaryota; Metazoa; Platyhelminthes; Trematoda; Strigeidida; Schistosomatidae
Source: the annotation of a GenBank genome assembly